Apis mellifera (honey bee) is the source of this 4139-nucleotide messenger RNA. Its product is annotated as solute carrier family 41 member 3. The record is from RefSeq and is a predicted model, not a curated record. Gene Ontology annotation, molecular function: monoatomic cation transmembrane transporter activity. Gene Ontology annotation, cellular component: plasma membrane. NCBI's taxonomy places the organism in Eukaryota, Metazoa, Arthropoda, Insecta, Hymenoptera, Apidae. Gene Ontology annotation, biological process: monoatomic cation transport. The coding region runs from base 1083 to 2795 and encodes 570 amino acids. The transcript has 10 exons.
GAAUCGAUUCGCCACCAGGUGCGUUCGUUAAUCUCGAUUAAAAGUCGCGUUCCCAUCACGUCUUGUUUUUCCCAUACGUUUCAAUGUCUGAAAAUAUCGGAACACGUAUUAAAAGCGAUUUUCUAGAGAAACGGGAAGCGGAACCGCCAAAAAUCAACGCGUAUACGCGGCAAUUGCACCUGUGAUUCUCUCAAAUUGGAAGGAGCAAUAAACUCUACACGAGGCGAGCGAUAUAUUCCCCUAUCUAUCUGAUGAAAUCACUUCGAAAUUGGCGGGAUAAGGAACGUACAUACACGUACGAACAUAUACACGUAUAUUAGGAACGAACGAAGGAAGAGGCGCCCGUACACAUGGAGAAACGGAUCCAGUAGUUGAGAACUGUUCGAGAACGAUUUUGCGAAUCAAUUAUUGAUCUACGAUCUACAAUCUAUUUACAAUAAGAUCUCCCACCACCAUCGCCGGUCGAGAUAGCGCACGUGCGUAUGCCCGGACAUCGGCACAUCGCAUCCAUGCAUAUGAGCGGUCGAAGUGCCGACAAACGAACUAAAGCUUCUUUUAUCAGUCGGCCACGACCGUGUGAGGCAAACAGUUGAGUACCGCGCGGCGGUGGUGCGUUUCACGGGUGCGAGAACAGGCAACACGCUUCUUUUUUCCUCCCGUUUCCCGUUUUACCGCGGCCUUUGUUGCGUAUUCCCUUCCUUCGAGCAACGCUAGUUUCCUCACAACGCUGGAUCGAUCAUUGAUCACGAUCCUCCGUCACCGCGUCACGACGAAACCAACUUUCCGUUUCGGCUCACGUACAACCGAUCGAGAAGAGUCCCGUACGAAAUUGCACGCGACUUCGAGAACGAGAUCGGGCAACGACAACAGAGCAGAAGUGGCAGGGUUAAUCGAAUAUCAAGGAACAAUAAACGCUUUACGAGGAAAUAUCGACACGCUGGCGCAAAUUCUUCAAUAUAUCGUUACUACAUCAAGGCUGACCGAGAUAGGUAGGUCCGACGUGAAAGUAUCUCAAGUCGAUCCCGGACUUUGCCAAUUUCGUAGAGGAUACUACAAGAUCGUCCGCCAACACCGAACCCGAUAUGGUCGUUUCUCCGGUCUCGUCGACUGAACCGGCGCUGUACAACGUGACUGAUAUAAAAUUAAACGACUGCGCGGAUCACAAUGAGCAUCUAGCAAACAAACUUAAUAACAGGGGAGUUAAGGAUCACGCGUUCACCAUACAGCGAGACAAUAUGUCGAACGGAAAGGAUAAUUAUGCCUUAGAUUUCGACUGCAUAGAGAAGGCGAUCGAUAACAAAUUAAAUUCAUCCGCCGACAUCAAAGCGGAGCCCGAUAUCGUGAAGAAAGUGGCAGCCGGCCUGAAAAGUCCUAAUGGCCAAAAGAACAAAACGGACAUGUCACUGCCCAAUCUCGGUGGUGGAACACUUUCAAGCGGAUGUUCGAUAGUGACGAUCUCUUCCGUCGCAAAUUCAGAUCCCGAUCCUGAGUUCCAUAAUAACACGGAUGGGUUUGGUAACAGCGCAUACAGACACGAAAGAUGGUAUCAGACCACCCUUCAAGUCGCUGUGCCUUUCUUUAUCGCCGGGAUAGGCACAAUCGGUGCUGGUCUCGUACUCGAGAAUGUCAAGGACUGGCCAGUAUUUCGCACCGUUUCCCAAUUAAUCAUUCUUGUCCCUUCGCUGUUGGGUCUGAAAGGGAAUCUCGACAUGUGCCUGGCAUCGCGUUUGUGCACCCAAGCCAAUCUGGGGAAUAUGCACGAGUUCCGAGAGAUCGUGAAAAUGAUAAUCGGUAACAUCGCGUUGGUUCAGAUACAGGCGAUUGUCGCGGCCAUUUUGGUAUCAAUUUUCGCGAUUAUUUCCGCGAUAGCAGAAAGUAGCGAGUACAGUUUCGAAUGGAAUCAUUGCCUGUUAUUGGCCGCCUCCAGUGUAUCCACAGCCACGAGUUCUUGUUUUAUUCUAGAUUUUGUGAUGAUUGUCGUCAUCAUAAUCUCAUACCGAUGUAAAAUGAAUCCUGAUAAUUUAGCCACACCUUUGGCUGCCUCCUUCGGAGACGUCGUAUCAAUCAGCAUGCUAUCCACAAUCGCAUCGGCGUUAUUCGAGAGAAUGACUGGUUCCAUACCAUGGAUUUUGUACAUUAUACUCGGCUGUUACUUGCUAAUUUUGCCAUUUUGGAUUUAUGUAGUGCUCAAGAAUAAAUAUACUAGAAACGUUUUAGCAUCUGGAUGGAUUCCAGUUUUAUCGGCAUUAUUCAUCAGCGGAUGUGGAGGUUUGGUUCUCAGUGGUGUCGUUGACCAUUUCACAGGAUUCGCCAUAUUUAAUCCGAUAAUAAACGGAAUUGGUGGUAAUUUAGUAUCUGUGCAAGCAUCUAGAAUCUCAACUACAUUGCACCAAACAACGAUCAUGGGAAUUUUACCGCCACAUUCAAAAAUAUUCAUUGCCCCGUGGAAGGCGCUCUUUACAGGCACGCUGUACGCGAAAACAGCCAGAAUACUCAUUUGUAUGGCGAUUUUCGGUGAAUUAAUCUUCAUUUUCGCCGCUGAUUACAUCCAAUGGGGAAAAUCCACUUUGCACAUAUACUUCGUAAUGUCUUAUAUUGUUAUGGCUGUUCUUCAAGUCAUGUUGUUGCUUUACGUGGCGCAUAUUAUUAUUCACGCUAUGUGGCGAUUCAAGAUAGACCCGGAUAAUUCCGCCAUACCGUAUCUGACAGCUUUGGGCGAUCUUUCGGGAACGAUAUUUUUGGCAGCGGCGUUUUGGUUUCUCGAAAUGAUACAUCGCGAUUACACAGGCAAAUAGGGAUUAACCGAUGUAUAGAGAGAUCGAAACAUAACGAGAAUUUUGUAUAUGAAUUUUUCCUUCGAAUGUGUGUGAUGCAUUAAUUUGAAGGAUGUUAAAUCGUGUCGAAAGAUGUUCGAAAAACGAGACAAGAGAAAACGAAGAUUAAUUAAGAGAGCGAGUGUUACGUGGAAACGAGUACAGUGCGUUAUUGCGGAACGAUCCGAGAGGGACAAAAGAGCACGGAAUUAUUUUUCUCUAUUAAGGGACCAUCUUAAUGAUACGUUAGCCGCGUUAAUUAGUCGCGCACAUUGAACGUAGUGGAUUAGAACAAAAAAAAUAUGUCGCUCUUCUUGAAAUAGAACAUUACAUUAAUAGAAAGAAAAAGUACAAUGACACCGAUUCUAAUAUAACUAGAUCAAGCUUCGUCAUGGUGUAAUUUAUUAUGAUCUAAUGAUCGUACAGUCUCUAUUACAUCAUAGUAAAACAAAAAAAAGAAAAGGAAAAAAAAAAAAAGAAAAAAAGAGAAUGAACAUUGCAAGAUAAACAUAUUAACUGACGAUUAUUUAGAGUUAUAAGAUUAAUAUAAAUUUUUAUAAGAUUUUAAUUGUGCUUAAUCGAAGAAACAAACUUUAAAAUAUUUUAAAUAUAGUAAUAUAUGAUUGCAUCUAUGAAUGCACGUAAGUAUUUUCAACGUAAUCGUAAUAAGCAAAAGACCUAGUCAGUAUUUUAACACUGAUUUAUAAUUGCGUUGUAAGAUCAUAAUAUUAGAAAAAAUUAAUUUGUACUAUGGUACAUAUUUUUUUUAAAGUAGAAAUUAUAUUUGCAAUUUGCAGAAAUUUAAAAUAAAAUGCUUUGUAAUAAUAGAUAAAAUUAAUUUUAAAAUACUUUAUUAAUAUUAGAAAUUUAAAAAUAACUUCUUGUCAUAAUAGAACAACAAAAAAUAAUAGGCUUUAAAUAUUUUAUAUAUUGGAACAAAAUAUUUCUUUUCCUUCAAUUAUUAGUUACAAUUUUAAAAUUAAAAAGUAUUUCUAAUUAAACAAUCAAUUUGAGAUUAUCAAAAUGAUGUAUUUAUAUAUUUUACAAAAACAUAUAUAAUGAUUGAUUUUGUAAUAACAUAUAUAAUUUAUAUAAUUUAGCAUAACUUACCGAAAACAAUUUAAACAAAGUAUACAUGUUCAGUAAAUGAUAAUGAUAAUUGAACAAUGUACUAUGUUUUUAGUUCCUUAAAUAGUAUUAUAUAAUAGUAAUAUACAAAUCUUAAUGAAGAACUUUGCAUAGCGACCUGUGAUUUAAAAUGAUAGCUCUUAUAGACAAAAUAUGUAAAGAAUUUUAUUCUUUCAAAUAAAACUUUAUAUUUCUAAA